GCAGGCGGUGAUCAUUACUCGGUAGUGCGCAGGAAGAAGAUUGUGGAGGGGGGGGCUUCGCGCGCUUGUCGUGUUGCUUGGCGGAUUUUCACUUGGUCUUGGUACGGUUCGAUUCUGUUUGUGGGGGCGAGAGAGAUGUGAGGAUGGUAUUGAAGCCGCGCUCGGAGAGACGGGGAGAUGGCGAAACGGGACAUCACGGCGGCGGCGGCGGCGGCACCGUCUGGGUCGAGGAGGAUGCGGAUGUGGAUGCUGCGCGCCACCACGUCGGUGCUGCUGUGGACGUGUAUAGUGCAGCUGACGGCGCUGGGAGAGACGUGGGGUCCGAGGGUGUUGAAAGGGUGGCCUUCCUGCAAUCAUCGGGGUCGGUCGCCCCUGGCAACCGGAGCUAAGGAGGCGGUCAGGGUCAAGGUCUCUUCCGGAGACCAACCUCGGCGUGUGUUCCCUCCCAAGAGGGUUUACAAGAACAAUGGAUACUUGAUGGUCUCUUGCAAUGGAGGACUUAAUCAAAUGAGAGCAGCGAUUUGCGACAUGGUUGCCAUUGCUAGAUUCAUGAAUGUCACGCUCAUCGUCCCUGAGCUGGAUAAAACUUCCUUUUGGGCUGACCCCAGUGAGUUUCAUGACAUAUUCGAUGUCGAUCAUUUCAUCACCUCUUUGAGAGAUGAGGUUCGAAUCUUAAAGGAGUUGCCGCCCAGGCUCAAGAGUAGAGUGGAACGGGGAAGAAUUUAUUCCAUGGCGCCAACCAGUUGGUCAGACAUUUCUUACUAUCGUCACCGGAUUCUUCCCCUCAUACAGAAGCACAAAGUUGUACAUUUCAAUAGAACUGAUGCCCGACUUGCCAACAAUGGCCAACCGCUGCAGCUUCAGAGGCUGCGUUGCCGGGUGAAUUUUAGUGCUUUGAAGUUCACUCCUCAGAUAGAGGAGCUGGGAAGAAAGGUUGUAAAGCUUCUAAGGAGAACUGGUCCUUUUCUAGUGCUUCACCUUAGAUAUGAGAUGGACAUGUUGGCCUUUUCAGGCUGUACUCUCGGUUGCAAUGAUGACGAGGUGGAAGAGUUGACAAGAAUGAGAUACGAUUACGAGCAGUGGAAAGUUAAGAAAAUCGAUUCUGAUGAGCAGAGGAUUGAGGGUCUUUGUCCUUUGACUCCUGAAGAGACUGCUCUUACAUUGAAGGCUCUGGACAUUGAUCGGAAUAUGCAAAUUUUUGUUGCUGCUGGUGAAAUAUAUGGUGGAGAAAGAAGAAUGGCGACUCUCGCUAGGUCUUAUCCAAAACUGUUUAAAAAGGAGACACUACUAGAGUCCUCAGACCUAAAAGCUUUUCAGAAUCACUCGUCACAGAUGGCAGCAUUAGAUUAUCUUGUAUCCUUGGAAAGUGAUGUUUUUGUUCCCACCUAUGACGGGAAUAUGGCUAAGGUUGUUGAAGGACAUCGUAGGUUUCUUGGUUUCAAGAAGACAAUCUUAUUGGAUAGAAGGCUUCUUGUGGAGUUGAUAGACCAGUUCAGUAGUGGAAAUUUAAGUUGGGAAGAGUUCUCUUCUGCUGUUAAGGAAGUCCAUGCAUUCCGUGUCGGCAAUCCCACAAGGAGGUUGGUCAUUCCAGAUAGACCUAAAGAAGAGGAAUACUUUUAUGCAAACCCACAAGAAUGCCUAAGAUCAUCUGCGAUGCAUAAUUGGUUGUUGGUUGGGAGAUCCUGAUUUUUUCAAUUGGCUUCUGCAACCCUAGCUAUUUGCAGAGAUCUUUGACCUCUUCAUCAUAUCACUAUGACCAAAAGAGUUUUGUUCUGAAAGGGCCAUCAAGUGAGAUACCAGAAGAGUUAACCCUUUAAUAAAGGGUCAAAUCCCGCAGAAGCUACAGGGGCACAAUCCAACCGUCUCUGCCAUGCCAAUUAUUCAAUUGAUGUACAGAAGCUAUCAUGCCAUUAUGGGGUCGUGUUCGAUCAAAUUGCUUGUGCACUUCCACAGCAGACGCAAAUAUAGAUGCGGUUUGCCGCAACUGUGAAUUCAAGGAAGGCAAUCCACAUCCCCUCAUUGGCUGCAAUCCUCCUUUCUCCUUCUCAUUAGCUGCUGCCAUUUCUUCUCAAUACACAUUCUCUUCAAUUUCUUUACACAUCUGAAGCAAUUGGCAACAUGAUUAGGAAUACUCGUUGGACAGGAAUGUCAUGUUAUUUCUCCUAGGUCUUUUUCUUUUCUUAUUUUGGUGCAUAAGUAACUGCAGCUUUGCUGGUCAUCUUUGCUAAUAUGUCCGCAGAUUUAAAGCAAGUGUUUCUGUCGUCAUGUUGACAACCAUGAAAUGUUGGAUAGAGCUUCAUGCAAUUGGCAGUUGACACAUUUGGUUA
Molecule: messenger RNA, 2327 nt
Organism: Syzygium oleosum
Lineage: Eukaryota; Viridiplantae; Streptophyta; Magnoliopsida; Myrtales; Myrtaceae
Product: rhamnogalacturonan I rhamnosyltransferase 1-like
Exons: 8
Coding region: 178-1686 (502 amino acids)
Cellular component (GO): cytoplasm
Source: RefSeq, a predicted model, not a curated record